AUGCGUUACUCCAACAUGAUCGUCGCCGCCUUCGCGGCUGGCUCCUCCGCCUACCCCGGCUGGUCCAACAACGGCUUCAUGGACAGCCUCUACGCCCGUGCUGGUGCCAUCAGUGAUGAGCCACUCGGUGAUCUCGCCAGCCUUGGCGACUCAUCUCUCUCCCCCACCGGAAAGACUCUCAAGAACAUCUUGACCACGUCCGCAUCCGCCAUCUCUACCGACAAGUACAACGGCAACGUCCCUGCGCUCGGCAGCAAGGAGUGCGCUGCGGACAAGUGCUGCGUCUGGAAGCACGUCGGCGACGAGAUGGCCACCAUGUUCCGUGACGGCAGCGGCUGCACUCCUCCUGCCCGCGCCGCCGUUCGCCUCGGUUUCCACGACGCUUCCGGCUGGAGUAAGGCCACUGGACCCCUCGGAGGUGCCGAUGGCUCCAUCGUCCUCGCCCCCGAGGAAAUCAAGCGGGCCCUCAACGACGGUCUGCAGGACGCUGUCACGCAAACCCAGACCUGGUUCAACAAGUACAAGCAGUUCGGUGUGGGCAUGGCGGAUUUGAUCCAGUUCGCCGCCAACACCGGCACCGUCAUGUGCCCCAUGGGACCCAGAAUCACGACCUUGAUCGGUCGCAAGGACUCUUCCAAGGCUUGCCCUGACGGUCUCCUCCCGGACGUCAACGAUCCCGUCGACAAGCUCAUUGGCUUGUUUGCCAACAAGACCAUUUCCGCCCCCGGCCUCGCUGCUCUCGUCGGAGCUCACACUGCCUCCACGCAGAAGACCGUCGACCGUGCCCGUGCUGGCGCUCCCCAAGACACCACUCCGGGUGUCUGGGAUACUCUCUUCUACUCUCAGACUCUGGCCGGCGCCCCUUCUCAAGUGUUCACUUUCAACAGCGACAAGGUUCUGUCCAAGGAUUCCCGAAGCGGCCCGGCUUUCCAGGCCUUUGCUAACAACCAGCCCGUCUGGAAUGGGGCCUUCGCCAGGGAGUACCUGCGCCUCAGUCUUCUGGGUGUGGACAACAUCAACGACCUCACUGACUGCACCAAGUCUCUUCCGGUCCCUAACUAA
Colletotrichum karsti is the source of this 1062-nucleotide messenger RNA. RefSeq lists its product as uncharacterized. The transcript has 2 exons. Gene Ontology annotation, molecular function: heme binding; peroxidase activity. Lineage: Eukaryota; Fungi; Ascomycota; Sordariomycetes; Glomerellales; Glomerellaceae. Gene Ontology annotation, biological process: hydrogen peroxide catabolic process; cellular response to oxidative stress; response to reactive oxygen species. Bases 1 to 1062 code for a protein of 353 amino acids. The record is from RefSeq and is a predicted model, not a curated record.